ACAUGCAGAAGAUCCGGAUAUUUUCUCUCUCUCGUGUCAUGUCAUCCCUCCUUUCUUUCUGAAAACCCUAGCGCCGCAGCACGAGAGAGCCGUCCUUAGGUUUCCGCCCAAGGUGUUGGGGAAUUUUCGGCUCGAUUGGAUUGAAGAUGACGGAGAAGGAGGUGGGACGGAUCUUCGUGGGCGGACUCUCCUGGGACACCACGGAGCGCACUCUGGAGCGAGCUUUCGGCGAGUUCGGCAAGGUCAUCGAGACGCAGGUUGUAACAGAAAGAGACACAGGCCGCUCCCGUGGGUUUGGGUUUGUUACAUUCUCGGAACCUCGGGCUGUGGAUGUUGCGAUCCGGGAAAUGCACAAUGGAGAACUAGAUGGUCGGACCAUUUCUGUGAACAAAGCUCAACCUAGAGUGAACAGUAAUGAUGGUGGCUAUGGAUAUGGGGGUAGUAGUUACUCAUCUGGAGCUAGAGGUGGAUAUCGUGGUGCAGCUGACAUAGUACCCGCUGCAAGUGAUGAUUGCUUUAAGUGUGGACGCCCUGGACACUGGGCUCGUGAAUGUCCCUAUUCUGUUGGAGGUAGACCUGGAAGGUACUCUCCCCCUUCCAGGUAUGUCAAUGGCGCUGGUGGGCGUGGUGACCGCUUUGGAGGAUCAGACCGUUUUGCUAAUCGCUAUGUUGAUGAUCGUUAUGAUGGUGGCCGCUAUGCCGAUGAUCGUUAUGGUGGUGGACGCGAUCGCUAUCCUCCAGCUGCUGAUCGUUUUUCUGGCGACAGAUAUGGUGGUGGUGAUCGUUAUGCAUCAGGUGGCUUUGCCAGGGAAAGAAGCUAUGAGAGAGAUGGAGGGCGGCCAGGUGGAAGUUAUUACCGUGAUGAACCUAGAGGAACUGGUGGUUAUGGCAGGGGUGGUCCACGUGUGGCGAAUGGUGACAGAUAUGGGAGUGCUGGACCUGCUCGCCUUGGCGGGAGUUACCGAGAUAGGCCUGCUCCCUAUGAUCGGCCCACUCGCGGCGCUCGCUCGUAUGAUGAACGCUACUGAUGGAAGGUUACCUUGGAGCAGACCCGAGAUUUAAUACAAGAUUCAGUUCCCAGUUGCUACUACCUACUUUAUUUGUGUCCACUAUGUUGAUGCUUCAACUCUCAAGUAUCAUUCUUUUGAGUUUUUUAGUUACUCCAGCCCAUAUGGCAGUACUCAGUUAUUAUUAUUAUGUUCAAACUGUACACACUAGGCAAUGUGCGAUACUUGUUGCUUAUUGUUAUGUUAUUGUCUAAUUACUCUGUA
Molecule: messenger RNA, 1271 nt
Organism: Hordeum vulgare subsp. vulgare (domesticated barley)
Lineage: Eukaryota; Viridiplantae; Streptophyta; Magnoliopsida; Poales; Poaceae
Product: glycine-rich RNA-binding protein RZ1C-like
Exons: 3
Coding region: 147-1028 (293 amino acids)
Molecular function (GO): RNA binding; zinc ion binding
Source: RefSeq, a predicted model, not a curated record